AAGACGGGACUAGACCCGAACGAGCUGCAAGGCAUCAUCCCGCGCGCGUGCAUGGACCUGUUUGACGGCCUCCGUGCGAAGCGCGCCAAGGACUCCGACUUCACGUACCGCGUGGAGGUGUCGUACUACGAGAUCUACAACGAGAAGGUGUUCGACCUUAUCCGGCCGCAGCGCAACACGGACCUGAGAAUUCGUAACUCGCCCAACUCCGGCCCGUUCAUCGAAGGGCUGACGUGGAAGAUGGUGUCCAGGGAAGAGGACGUCGCCCGCGUGAUUCGCAAGGGCAUGCAGGAGCGCCACACGGCUGCGACGAAGUUCAACGACCGCAGCAGCCGCAGCCACGCCAUCCUGACCUUCAACAUUGUGCAGCUGUCGAUGGACGACUCCGACAACGCGUUCCAGAUGCGCAGCAAGCUGAACCUGGUGGACCUUGCGGGGUCUGAGCGCACCGGCGCCGCUGGAGCCGAGGGCGAUGAGUUCCACGACGGGGUGAAGAUCAACCAGUCGCUCACGGUGCUGGGCCGCGUGAUUGACCGUCUGGCGGACCUGUCGCAGAACAAGGGGGGCGGCCUUAGCAUUCCGUACCGCGACUCGAACCUGACGUGGGUGCUGAGCGACUCGAUUGGCGGCAACAGCCAGACCUCGAUGGUGGCCACCAUCUCGCCGCACUCGAUCAACUUCGACGAGAUGCGCCAGACCAUCAUGUACGCAUGCCGUGCGCAGCAGGUUCUCAACAAGGCGCGCCGCAACGUGGAUCCAAUGAUCAUGCAGCUUCGCGAGCUGCGCGCGCAGGUGGCGGACCUGGAGCUGCGGCUGAAGGAGGCGGGUGGCAGCAACUACACGAACGAGCACGUGCGCGGAUUAGAAAAACGCAUAAAGGACCUCGAGUGGCAGUGUGGUGAGCAGGAGCGCAUCAUCAGUCAGCUACGUGCGGAACUGGAGAGUGCCGGCAUCGCUGAUCCAACGCUGAUCGGGAAGCCCUCGGCGCGCGGGGGAGCGGGUGCUGCAGGUGCGGAAGGCGGGUCUGCUGGUGCGGGCGAGGGGCAGGGCAGCGUGAGUGCCACGACCUACCGCCGUACCAACGAGCAGCUGCAGUCGGAGUUGACAUCGGCGAACAUGGAGAUUGUGCGGCUGCAGAGACAGUUGCUGGAGUCUGAGAGGACGAAGUCCGGCAAGCUUGAUGUAGACGCUGAAAGCACUAUUGCGAAGCUCCAGGCCAAGUGCGACCUCUACCGCAGCACCUUUCAUGACUGGGAGGUACAUCUGAAUCACUACAACGCAUACCAUUGGCGGUGGUCCACCGACUACCUCUUUGGCGCCUUCGAGGACAAAAUGAACGUACUGAUCCGUCAGUGCCAGAAUUUGAUGAUGGACAAGGACGCCUAUGUGAUGGACACGCUGAGUCGCGGCGAGAGUGAGCAACUUCGUGAGACGGCUAAGAUUCAGCGGCAGCACCUCGCCGAAAUAUCUGCGCUGACGGCGCAAUACCGAGAAGCGAUAGAGAAAGUGAAGAAGGAGUACGCAGAGAGAGAGGAAGAGCGGGCGAAACGGCAGAAGGGGGCGUCGAGCAACUCCGAGUCACGCAUGCAAGCCACACGAGAUACCUUCGAGCAGGAGAAGCGCCGCUGGGUGCAGGAGCGGGAGAACAUGAAGCUUAGCUACGAAGAGAAGCUGGCGACUGUGCGUGCUGAGUACCAGGAUGAUCUGAAGCGGUUGCGGGAAUCGCUGGCGUCGACGACCAGUGAUCGCCAGCGCCAGGGUCUCUCUCUGCAGGAGCUGCAGGAGCGUCACGAAGCGGAAAUGAAAAACAUCGAGCAGGACAUGGCGCGGGAGCGUAAGCGACACGAGGCGGAGCUGGCGAUGCUAAAGAAGCAAAUGAGCACCGAGCUGUCGCGCAAGGAGGAGCAGAUCACCGCGCGUGAUACGCAGGCACAAAGAACGGAAGAAGAAGCGGCGAAGCUGCGCCGCGACAACUUGAAGCUACAGACCGAUAUGCGAGCCAAGGAGCGACAGCUGAACACCGAGAUCAAAGACCUCCUUCUGAAGCAGGAGAACAUGAUCGCUGUGCUGACCACCAUUAUAGGCAACUACGAAAAGAACCCAACGAACCUCAAGGAGGACAUCGAGGCCCUGCGUGCCUUCGUUAGCGACAAGGACUACGCGGCCUUCCGUGCCAAAGCAAAGGAGAUGGCAUUCCGUGACCCGGCCAGCCGACGGCCGUCGGCGUCGAUGCGGAACCCCGGCUCCGUCGACGAGCAGCUCAGCCGCGAAAUGGAUGGGAUUCGUAGCGCCAUCGAGCACAUGCGCAAGACCCGUAGAGAUCAGCAGGCGAACCUGCAGCAGGUGCAGCAGCACGUGUACGAGCAGCUCUCGCGCAGCCGUGGCUUCCAGCCUAGCGAAGAGGUGAACGAGAGGUUGCACGAUGCUAACACGGCCACUCAAAAUGGCAAGAAGCCUGUGUAG
This is a messenger RNA of Leishmania braziliensis MHOM/BR/75/M2904, 2463 nucleotides long. RefSeq names its product putative kinesin. NCBI's taxonomy places the organism in Eukaryota, Euglenozoa, Kinetoplastea, Trypanosomatida, Trypanosomatidae. The transcript has a single exon. The record is from RefSeq and is a predicted model, not a curated record. Gene Ontology annotation, molecular function: microtubule motor activity; microtubule binding; ATP binding. Gene Ontology annotation, biological process: microtubule-based movement; mitotic spindle organization. The annotation marks the transcript as partial.